Plasmodium vinckei vinckei is the source of this 2910-nucleotide messenger RNA. RefSeq names its product mRNA-decapping enzyme subunit 1, putative. The coding region runs from base 1 to 2910 and encodes 969 amino acids. Gene Ontology annotation, biological process: deadenylation-independent decapping of nuclear-transcribed mRNA; deadenylation-dependent decapping of nuclear-transcribed mRNA; positive regulation of catalytic activity. The record is from RefSeq and is a predicted model, not a curated record. Gene Ontology annotation, molecular function: enzyme activator activity; mRNA binding. Gene Ontology annotation, cellular component: P-body. The transcript has a single exon. Lineage: Eukaryota; Apicomplexa; Aconoidasida; Haemosporida; Plasmodiidae.
AUGAAAAACGCUAUGAGUCGUUAUGAUAUGAACUGUUCAUAUAAUUAUAAUGAACACAAGAGCAAUAAUAAGAGUGGGAAAAAUAAUAUAACAACAGGAGAUAUGAAUAAUUACAAGGCUUAUGAUAGUGGAGGGGGAUAUAACAAUAGUUCGGCUUAUAUCCAUGGAAGUAUGAUAAAUAAUAAUAACUAUCAUUACUCAUAUAAUUUAAAACAUAAUAAAAAUUCUUAUAUCUAUGAUUAUAAUUCUUAUUCCUCAAGGAAAAUUCACGAAUAUAAAGACAAACAUAAAGGACAGACAAAUGGAAUUAACAGCAAAAGUGUUAAUAAUAAUGAUAUCAAUAAUAGUGGCACUAAUGAAGCUACUCAAAAAUUAAAUGACGGUAUAUCUAAAACAAUUAAAGAAAUUGGUAAUAGCGUACAAAAGGAGGAUAAGAAGAAAGAUGGAACAAUUUCAAAUAAAGACGAGAAUAAAAAUGUAUCAUCAGGAAUAAUACCUGAUAAUAUAAGUAUGAAUAAUUUAGAAAAUAAAAAGAAAGAUGAAAAUAUAAGUGAAGAGAUGAGUUUACUUCGAGAAAAAAUAUGUUUUAAAAUGCUUAAAAGUAUAGAUACAUAUAUAACUGAAAUAAUUAUGAAAUCCUGUUUUGUAACAGUAUAUAAAAUGAAUGAAAAUGAAUUAAAAUGGAAAAGAGCAGAUAUAGAAGGUUUUCUUUAUAUUGUAAAAAGGUCUUUAAAACCUUUUUAUAGAUUAAUUAUAACAAAUAAAAAAAAUGAAAAUCAUUUAUUAGAAGAUAUUAAUAGUAAUAUGAAUUUAUCAACAGAUCAAAAUUAUAUUUUUUAUAAAAUUUUAAAUGAAGAAAAUAAAUCAAAAAGUAUAUAUAGUUUAUGGUUUUAUAGUACAGAAGAAAAAGAAAAAAUAUAUUCUGUUUUAAAAAAUAUAGUUGGUAAUAUAUCUAAAGAGCAAAAAGGAAAAAAAAAUAAACAAUCAUAUACUAAUUCAGAACAAUAUAUUUCGACUACUAAUGAGGAUAAUGCAAUGACGAGUGUUUCAAGAAAUAAUAUUGCUAAUUAUAAUAAAAGUGUUAAUUUUAUUUUAUCAAAAGGUGAUAAUAAUACAAUUACUAAUGCAGAAAAUGGAUCAGAAGGAAAUGAGCCACGUACUAAUGAUAAUGACAUAUUGCUUGCUCCUAACUCUGAAAUACCGAGUAUAGAUAACUUAAAAAAUAUAAAUAAUUGGUAUGAUGAUAAUAGUAUAAAUAAAGAAACAAUGAAAAGUAUAGAACAUCAAUUUCAUUCAAUAGGUAGUGUAAAUUUAUUAGAUGAUCAAAUAACAAACAUAAAUGCGAGCAAUACUGAAAUGGAUGGUAAUAAUAGUAAAAGUUAUGGGCUUGUUAAAAAAGAAUCUAUACAUAAAAAUAAUGAAAUAAAUAAAAAAAAUAAAAAUGUAGGAUCUUAUACACAUGAUAAUAAUAGUAUAAAUGGAAAUGAACAUUUUAUGGAUAUGCUAAUUCGACCAAUGAAAAAUCAAAAUAUGGAUUAUGGGCACCCUCUUGAUGUUAGUAAUAAUGAAAGUAGUGAUAGUAUCUUAAGUACUGAUAAAAGUAAAAUAUGUGAAAAUUAUAAUAAUGUAAAAAUGACAUCACAUCAAAAUAUGCAAGAAUAUAAUGAUAAAGCAGGUCGUAAAUUAUUAUAUCUUAUUAAAGGUCUUUCAAAUGAAGAGAAAAAAGAUGAGGUGGAAAAAAAAUACUCUCACGAUAUACAUUAUGAUAAACAAAUUGUAGGAAAUCAUAAUGGGGUAUCUAAAAUGAAAAAUAGUUUAUCUGAUGAUAAAACAAAUUUAUUUCCAAAAGAAAUUACUGGAAAAACAGGUGGAGAAGCUAUUAUGAAUUUGUUAGGAUUAAAUAAAAAUAAUGAUCAAAAAGAAGAGAGAGAUGAUAUAUCGAUGUUAGACAUGGGUAGAAAUAUCAGGAUGGUUGAUAAUGAACUUGUGAGAAUUGGAGAGAAGGAUAAUAAUAAUAACAUUGAUGAAGAUGAUAAUGAUGAAAUAAAAAGUGUAAGAGAUAGAAAAAAAAUGAGUAAAAAUGGAAAAAAUAGUAAUAGCAAUAAUAGUGCAAGUAUAUGUCACUUUAAUGAAAAUGAAAUACAUGAAAGAGAUAUUUUAAUAAAUAAUAUGAUGAAAAAUGGGAAUUUAAAUAAUUCUUAUAAUAAUAUUAAUAUGAAAAAAUUAAGUUAUCAAAAAAAAGAAUCACUAGAAAUGCAUGAACAAAAUAAAGAGUACAUGCUAAAUAAUGACCAUCCUUACAAUAAUAAUAAUAAUAAGAACAUGUAUGCUUAUUAUAAAAAUAUGUAUAACGAUAAUGAAUGUAAUAAUAAAAAAUUAGACAAUAAUGAAUCGAUUGAAAAUAAUUAUUAUAAUAAAGAUAUAAAUAUAUUAUGUAAUAAUAAUCAAGAUGAAAAAGCUAUGACAGAUGCAUUGUUAGAUAUUAUGAAAUUGGCAUCAAAUAAAGCUAUUAAUGAUCAACAAAAAUCGAAUUUUAAAAAUAAUGAAUCACAUAAUGUAAAUAAUACAAAUAAACCUAUACAUAAUAAUUAUAUAAAUUCCUAUGAUGUUUUGUUAAAAAUGCAAAACUCAAUAGAAAAUGAAGAGAAUAUGGCAAAUUCGAUUGGAAACCGAAUACCAAAUACUAAUUCAUAUGCAUAUAACAACAAUUUAAUGAACAAGCAUGAAAAUAAACAAUAUAAUAGUAAACAUGAAAAUUAUGGUGACCAUAAUAAUAUAGAAAAUUUUAAAAAUAAAAAUAUAAUUUUAAACAAAAAUACUGUAUAUAAUGUAAUUAAAGAAACAUUACAAUCUGAAGAAUUUAUGAGCCUUAUAUGGAAAAAUUUAUUGAAAAACGCUAAAUUUCAAUAA